Molecule: messenger RNA, 797 nt
Organism: Exserohilum turcica Et28A
Lineage: Eukaryota; Fungi; Ascomycota; Dothideomycetes; Pleosporales; Pleosporaceae
Exons: 2
Coding region: 64-621 (185 amino acids)
Source: RefSeq, a predicted model, not a curated record
CCAAAAGUUACAACCUUCCAAUCUCCACACUCCAACCACUGUAAACAUAGCAACAGACACACCAUGGCAGCGCUCGACCCCAAAGGCCCCUCGCAGCCCUCCACAUCGCAAGCAUACACAUCCCCCGGCAACCCCGCGCAAAAAGACCCCAAGGAGCAAACGCAAACGGAAUUCAACGCAGCCGACAACAGCGCCAGCACCGCGCAGCGCGUGCCCACGAAACAAGCAUCCGACGCCGACGGGCUGCGCAACGCAAAGUUCGAAGAAGGAAAAGGCGUGCACGGGGCUCCAGCCGGCGAGGAGCGAAAAGGACUCAGUGAAGAGGAUGUAGGUCGCCAUCGCGAACUCGAUGCACAGCAAAUGGCUGCGCCGGGCGAAGGACGGGUUGCGGAUGCCGUGGCGAAAGGAGGCCAUGGUACGGGCGGCGGAGGAAGUCAGCCUGGACUGGAAAGUGAUUUGGACCGGAAAAAAGCAGAGCAGACCGAAGCACGAGAAGCCAUCAAGGCGUCGAAAGGCGAGGCUGUCGCUGCUGGAGGCGCGCUGGGUCAAACGGGGGGUCCGGCCAACCCAGUGGAUAAUUCUACGCAAGGAGGUGGUAAUUAUCCUAACUCUAGCUAUUGAAGUGUGAGGUCUGCCUGGUGGAAAGGGAGAUGUGGGUUGGGUUGGUUUUUGUGUCGUGGCCACUGAUGUAUCUGAUGAGUGGGUUCGUUGGUUGUAGACUCGCGACAUGGUGACGAGAUGACUUUGUAGUAGUGUGAAUGUAUCAGUGGAAUGAAUGUACUUUUUGAAUCAUGUUU